AUGAUUGUGACCCAGAACACAAGAAAAGAGCUAAGCCAUAUUCCACUCGAGACACGACAAAGCAUUAGCAGAAUUGGAAAUGCGAUACAAGUCUUGUCUAAUCUAGGCUUCACCAUAACUCUAGAAGUGAUCAUGGAAACUGUUAACUUAAGCAACACGGAGAAUAUCGACAUACACGACAUGCGUGGAUCAGAGUUUUACGUUGUGGUCUCAGAGAACGAAGCUGAAAGAAGACUGCAUUGA
Molecule: messenger RNA, 243 nt
Organism: Arabis nemorensis
Lineage: Eukaryota; Viridiplantae; Streptophyta; Magnoliopsida; Brassicales; Brassicaceae
Source: the annotation of a GenBank genome assembly